Bipolaris sorokiniana ND90Pr is the source of this 1680-nucleotide messenger RNA. RefSeq lists its product as uncharacterized. Gene Ontology annotation, molecular function: hydrolase activity. Lineage: Eukaryota; Fungi; Ascomycota; Dothideomycetes; Pleosporales; Pleosporaceae. The record is from RefSeq and is a predicted model, not a curated record. The transcript has 3 exons. Bases 1 to 1680 code for a protein of 559 amino acids.
AUGGCCCAAAAGACUUUUACCACACUCGUAUGGCUGAGUAGUGUCGCCUCGACACAGGCCGCGCCCCAAGUCAAGCUUCCCGGGUAUGGGAGCUUUGUCGGUACGACUAUCUUCCAGACGCUGACCAAGAAGCCGCUGCCAAAGCCCGUGGAUGCCUGGCUCGGGAUCGAUUAUGUCUCGCAGCCUGUCGGCGACGCCCGAUUUGCGCCUGUUGGCCCUCCUGAGCCGUUUGAGGGUAUGAAGAAUGCGACUCAAUAUGGAUUUUCGUGCCAUCAGGAUCCACAGGAUAUCACGUACGAAGUUAACGAGGCAUGUCUGAGCAUGAAUGUGUUUCGUCCGCAGAACGUGUCGACGCAUGAGAAACUACCUGUACUUGUCUGGAUUCAUGGUGGUGGGUUUGUAGCUGGUAGCUCGAGGAGUUUCGACGGACCAUCAUUCGUAUCUAAUUCUCGAGAGCCAUUAAUUGUCGUCAACUUCAACUACAGAGUAAACUCCUUCGGCUUCCUCCCCUCACCCGUCUUCGAACGCCUAGGCCUACUGAACCUAGGUCUUCGAGACCAGCAAUCCCUCCUGGAAUUUGUGCAAAAAUAUGUUUCGCAAUUCGGCGGCGACGCAUCCCGCGUUACACUGGGUGGCCGCUCCGCAGGCGCCCACUCGACGGCCAUCCACCUCUUCCACAACUACAACUCCACAGAGGGCACCUCCCCACUCUUCUCCCAGGCCAUCCUGCAAUCCGGUAGCGUAACUGCGCGGUCCUUCCCAAAUGCCUCGUAUCCGCUCUACCAAGAGCAGUUUAGCCGGUAUCUCUCCCUCGCGGGCUGUGCCUCGACCGCAAAUAGCUCCGACACCGCCAUCCUCGCCUGCCUGCGCGCCGCCCCCGUUUCCGCCUUGGAAAACGCAAGUGCCCAGCUCUGGCGCGCAUCCGAAUACAGCAUCACGUGGCCCUUCCAACCCACGCGCGGCGGGUUUUUACUCGAGCAAGCGGGUUCGCAAGCCGGUCGCGAUGGCCUUUUCUACCGUAUCCCGACUAUCACUACAAACGUGCUUGACGAAGCGAAAUAUUAUUCUCCCGGUAACAUUUCUUCAAACGCAGAAUUCCUGGCCUACCUCCACACCCUCAUCCCCGGUCUCACCCCUUCCGACCUCGACGAUCUCCAGCACCUGUAUCCGGAUCCAGCCGAGGAUGCGGUGAAUGGGCAAUACGCAUUUAGUCCGAAUUCCACGCAGUACAACCGUCUUUCGGCUGCGCUAACGGAUUACAUGUAUGUCUGCCCUGGCCAGGAAACUGCGGUCCGCAUGGCGGAAAAGGGAGCACCGGUUUUCAAAGCGGUGUGGGCGGUUAAUAAUACGUUUCCGGCGUGGAAGGGCGUGCCGCAUACGGCUGACACCAAGUACACUUGGGCAGAACCCGCGGGGGCGGGUGGGGUACAGUAUCCAGAGGUGGGGAAGGAGGUGCUACAUGCAUUUUUCUCUGAUUUCGUUGCGUUAGGGGGGAGUCCAAGUGCUGGGAGGAGGGAGGGUGUGCCGGUUUGGCCAAGGUAUGAGGAGAAGGAGGGUGUGCCGGGGUUGCAGUUGAGGAUUGAGGCGUUUGGGAAUAGUCGGGUUGAGGGGGAUGGGGUGAGGAGGGUGCAGUGUGAGUGGUGGAGGGAUGAGGGGAGGGCGGCGAGAUUGGAGAAGUGA